Messenger RNA from Gallus gallus (chicken), 6494 nucleotides. RefSeq names its product ariadne RBR E3 ubiquitin protein ligase 2 (gene ARIH2). Gene Ontology annotation, molecular function: ubiquitin conjugating enzyme binding; zinc ion binding; ubiquitin protein ligase activity. Bases 1442 to 2914 code for a protein of 490 amino acids. The record is from RefSeq and is a predicted model, not a curated record. Gene Ontology annotation, biological process: ubiquitin-dependent protein catabolic process; protein polyubiquitination; positive regulation of proteasomal ubiquitin-dependent protein catabolic process. Gene Ontology annotation, cellular component: cytoplasm; ubiquitin ligase complex. NCBI's taxonomy places the organism in Eukaryota, Metazoa, Chordata, Aves, Galliformes, Phasianidae. The transcript is spliced from 16 exons.
GUGGGCACGCGUGAGGUAACUUGGUACAAGUGAUGGUAGGCCGGGAGGGAAUGAAGUCCUCGCGUUAGGGCAGGCGCAGGGGACCGAACAAAGCCUGAGGCGUGCGGGGAGCGGGCGGAUUCCCGGGGAGAUCCCUGCUGUCAGCUGUACGGGAGGGCUGGGGGCUGCUGGCCUGCUUUCUCACUCCUGGGAUGAAAAAUUCCCAUGGGAAAUCUCAGCGGAGAAGGAAGCAGAGAGGUGUGCCCACCGUGUGUGCGAGGUAGCGGCUGAAGAUGAUCCCGGGAUUACGGGCUGGGGUGACACGGACAGGGAUGUGAUUAACAUCGAUGGCAGCGUGCAGCUGGGGCUGUGCAGAGGUUUGGAGGAGAGAAGGUGAAGUUACACAGAGAGGUGGUGUGGAAGGCACACCAGGGUAACUCUUUGCUUGCUUCAGAAUGAUUAUUGAGGAAAUGAGAGAAGAAAUAUCCACAGAAAUAUGUGGAUUUUGUGAGAUAGCUACAGAAAAAGUAACAGGAGAGGAGCAUCUUCCAGAGGACUUGUUAGGGGAAUCCCAUAGAGGUAGAUACAGAGGGUGUAAAUCAGAGAAGAGUGACGCAGUGAGGUGAGAUGCACAGUAGGAUGUGGUAAUUCACUGCCCGGUAGCGGAGAGGUUAGAGACUGCUGGUAGCAGGGCUGAAAGUGUUUAUUUCUAGAGAUCUUGCUAAAGAAGAAGCAUGUUUCAAAUCAGAACUCAGUAUGGGGCAUCCCAUCUGGGCUGAUAGGUGCUGAGUGGGGCUGUAGGUGCGUUCCCAGGCUCUGGAGCAAGGCAAGGGGAGGCUGGGUGAUGACAUCAGUGUUAAGGAGGAUGAGGAGUGCUUUGGAUGGAGGUGACGCAGUAGGACCUCAUGUUCUGGGUAGGAAAGUAACCCAAAUAUUGUUUAAAAUUUUAUAACCUGAUCUUUAGGGUUAUGAUAUUAAUUAAAUUACUCCAAACCCUCUUUGUUCUUUUGACCCUCUCUUUUGAGUUUAUCAUAUUUCCUGUCUUAAAAACAAGUGCUAUCAGUAUUAGCUAUGUCUUGUCUUACUUUGUAUUCAGAGAGCUCAUGUUUGGAUCUGAGGGCGUUAGGCUGAGUGUUAUGAGAGCGAGGCGAGUUACGCUGCUUGUUUUCUUCCCUUUGUUUUCUCCACAGAAGCUUUAGUCGUCUUCUGUCAUUCACACACAUCCGUCUGUCACUCAGAAAUCAAGAGGCAAAGGAAUUGGAAACCAGAAUGCUUGGGAUAAUAUAAUUAGCUCCUGGCCUUCAGCCUGUCUCACUGGAGGAGGUUUGUGUCUGCUGAAGUCGCUGCAGCUUCUCAGAUCGAAGGAGACAGAGCUCAGAUGAAAUCAAAGGAACAAUAAAGUGUGGAGGAGAACAAGACGCUGCAAUUGCUUUCCUGGUCUGCAGUUUGACAGGGCAUUAAGAUGUCCGUGGACAUGAACAGCCAGGGCUCUGACAGCAAUGAAGAGGAUUAUGACCCUAAUUGCGAGGAGGAGGAGGAGGAUGAGGAUCCAGGGGAUAUUGAGGAUUAUUAUGAUGGGGUAGCUAACGACGUGGAGCAGCAGGGAGCAGAUGCCUUUGAUCCAGAGGAGUAUCAGUUCACCUGCCUGACUUACAAGGAGUCGGAGAGCACUCUGAAUGAACACAUGGCCAGCUUGGCUGCCACAUUAAAGGUUUCACAUGCUGUUGCAAAGCUUGUGUUAGUUAGUUUCCACUGGCAAAUCUCAGAGAUUUUGGAAAGGCACAAGUCUAAUGCUGCCCAGUUGCUAGUAGAAGCACGAGUUCAGCCCACCUCAUCCAAACAUGCAAUGGUACAUUCCUCCCAUCACUGCGCAGUGUGCAUGCAGUUUGUCCGGAAGGAGAACUUGCUUUCUCUGGCUUGUCAGCACCAGUUCUGUCGCAGCUGCUGGGAGCAGCAUUGUACAGUGCUUGUCAAGGAUGGUGUCGGAGUUGGGGUCUCCUGCAUGGCUCAGGACUGCCUACUUCGGACACCCGAAGACUUUGUUUUUCCAUUGCUGCCUAGUGAAGAGCUGAAAGACAAAUACAGGCGCUACCUCUUCAGGGACUAUGUGGAGAGCCAUUACCAGCUGCAGCUGUGUCCUGGUGCAGAUUGCCCUAUGGUCAUACAGGUACAGGAGCCAAAAGCCCGGCGAGUGCAGUGCAAUCGUUGCAAUGAGGUCUUCUGCUUUAAGUGUCGGCAGAUGUACCACGCACCCACAGACUGUGCUACCAUCCGGAAAUGGCUCACCAAAUGUGCAGAUGACUCUGAAACAGCCAACUACAUCAGUGCUCACACUAAAGAUUGUCCGAAGUGCAAUAUCUGUAUUGAAAAGAAUGGAGGCUGCAAUCACAUGCAAUGCUCCAAAUGCAAGCAUGACUUCUGCUGGAUGUGUCUGGGAGACUGGAAGACUCACGGCAGCGAGUACUACGAAUGCAGUCGGUACAAAGAGAAUCCUGAUAUUGUAAACCAGAGUCAGCAAGCACAGGCCAGGGAGGCCCUUAAGAAGUACUUGUUCUAUUUUGAGAGGUGGGAGAAUCACAAUAAAAGUUUGCAGCUGGAGGCACAGACGUACCAACGAAUCCAGGAGAAAAUUCAGGAAAGAGUUAUGAACAACUUGGGAACGUGGAUAGACUGGCAAUACCUACAAAAUGCUGCAAAACUACUCGCAAAGUGUCGUUACACUCUGCAGUACACAUAUCCAUAUGCCUACUACAUGGAGUCUGGUCCCAGAAAGAAACUGUUUGAAUACCAGCAGGCCCAGCUGGAAGCUGAAAUUGAAAAUCUCUCAUGGAAGGUGGAGCGAGCAGACAGCUAUGACAGAGGGGACUUAGAGAAUCAGAUGCACAUAGCAGAGCAGAGACGGAGGACCCUGCUGAAAGACUUCCAUGACACAUAAAACAGGAGAAAAUGACAAAGUGCAGGGGUGAGAGCAGCAAGUGAAGUGAUGGCAGCUUCACCGGGAUAAGCAGGCACUGCCUCUGGGAGAACACGGCCAAGGACAGAGCCACCCCUCCCCUUGCAAGUCAGACACAUGCAAACAUCACAUCUUAGUCCAGUUUGUUCUCUUAUCUUUCUGUUUGUUUCUGCCAUGCUAGAGGCCAGAGUUCAGAUUGGCAUAUUUCCUGGGACGUUUCCCUCCUGCCCUCAAUGGUUUCAGACGGGGAGGGAGUUUUUCUCUGAAUGGCUGUUAAUAGUAUUAGAUCAAUACAAUUUAUGUAAUUUUCAACGGUUGUACAAUUAUACAGACAAACCUUAGAAUAACACACAACCCUUUUUAAAAAUAAAUUGGCAGUGGAUUGUUUUUCCUUAAUCUGCUUGUAAAUUUAAUGGGCUUUUCCCUCUCCUCCUUCCUUCCUCUGAACCAAAAAUCCUCCUAGGCACUGGAGGAGGUUACAAAAUAACUCACGUAGAUUUCUUGAUGCUCCUUUAACCAGGACGUUGUAGCAUUGGCAUUGCAUGAGGAGAGUGGCUGGUGCUAAGAAUGGCUGCUGCUGUGGCUGAUCUGGCAGUCCCAGCAGCGUCUGUGACUUAGUCCGAUUACAUGUGGCAUCUCUUCUUGAAUAUCAGCUGUGCAAAAUCUUGCUACACAAACAAAAACAAGCAGAGGAAUUGUAGGGGAGAGAGCAGGUUAUCACUAAGUCAGGUCAGAUUCUGCAUUUGAUAAAUUUUAGGUCUUCCAUAUAGAUUUUUUGCUUUGCUUGUUUUUGUGGGGAGGGUGUUGUAUUGCCAAAGUGAGUGAUGAGGGAAUUGUAGCAUACAGAUGUUAAUCAAGGCUUGGGGCUUUUUCAGAGUGAAACAAUCCAUGUCGUAACAGUGCCAUGCAAUCUGGUAAAGAAUAUUUGUGCCUGCUGGGUGACAUGGUUGAGAAAAUUUGAUCCCAUUAAUUGAUGUGAAACUAAACUCCGCUACUUUAUGAGGAGCAAAUACUGUGUACAACACACUCCCUGGCACAUGUUGGACAGGCACUAGACUACAGAUGCACUGCUUGUGCAGGGCCUGCACCAAGCCAGGCAGAGAAUUAACUUGCAAAAUUAAUUUAUUUGUAUAUUAGUAUCAAUACUGGUGGGAACUCAUCAGAAAAUUGAUUGUUAGGAGCAUGUGGAGCUUUUUUAUUAACAUUCUUUUUUCUAAUGUAAAAUAUACACUAAAAUAAAAAUAUGAAAACCCAGUUCAUCUUAGUAGGGGUUAACAUGAAAAAGGUUACUUAAAUGCUGAUGCUUGCCUGUUUGCUAUAGGAAGCAGGCCACGUGUUAAGGUUUCACAAGCAUGUAUGUCACCUGCACCACGAACACGCUGUAUGCAGCCAGUGAAGGUGAAGCUGGAGUGCCUGAUUUGGGGAAAUCACUUCCGUGGGGGACUCAUGGGAUUCUCUUCCAUGCUGCACAUGGAAGCGUAACCUUUGAUGUGUCCCUGUAUACUCUAUUGUCUUUAUACAAUUUCACUUGACAAAGAUUAAACUGAAGGGGAAAAAGUACUAAAUUCCUGCAUGUCCAAAUAAGCUAACUGCUGUUGGAGCCUUUUUCAUGUACCUGAGAUAUGUGAGCCAAGUUUUUGCAGCAUGUAUAAUUGGGCAGAUGGAUUUGAACAAGAGACGCUUGGUUUAAGAGAAGAGCUGCCAUCAAAGCUAAUCCUGUGGCCAUGCUCGCUCGCAGUGGAAAUUUUCCAACUGAGAGGCCUGCUCUUUCCUCCCUCCCUUCCCUGCUGUAGGAUGUAUCCUCAGGAACGUGCUGCCAAAGAGCUGCUGGCAGUGGAACAGGGAUAGGAGCAGAAGCAGCACCUGUACGAGGUCUCUGCAGCCAUGGCUCCUUAUGCUUCUGCUCUGGGCUAUUUUGGCUCCCAUCUAGGCUGAAGCCAUGGGGGUAGAUAUGUCCUUGCUCCAGCCGCUGCCUCCUGAAUUCAUUCCCUCCUCUGCUCCCAGCAGCAGCAUCUUUGUGCCCUGCUCAGAAUAUAUUCCAGAGAUUGGUCAAAUGUACCUUUCUCUCCUCCUCCUAAAUGCUUGUCAAAAUUUGAGACACAGAGCACACUGGACAGAGAGCGAGGGAUAGCUCAGGGGAGGGCUUGCUGAGACCCAGCAGUUUGCAGUGUGUUGAACUAACAUUUAAACUGUUCUUUGAAGAUUUUAACGUGCAAAGUACUGAUCUAGGAUAAAAGCUGGUGUUCUUGUCUAAAUGUAACUAGCAUAAUGCCCGCUCUCUCUGCAGAACAGAUACUUGGUGUUUCCUAAUCCCAAAGAGCUCUCACUUUUGUUACAUAAUUGCCAGACUUUGGGCUAGACUAGAAUGGGGUUUUGUCUCUCUCCACCUCCUCUUUGCCUCUCUCUCUCCCUCCCUCCCUCUCCAUUGCCCCCACAAAAUGCUUUGCCAUGAAUCCCUGUUUGUAGAAAAACUGGACUAUAUAGCUGUGGCCAAAUGUGCUGAACGGACUGCUAUGAGAUGCUUGGCUGAGGAACAGUACUACGUGUUGCACUGAGUGCCCCUUAAUUCUUUCAGAAUUUCUGAAGCUUUAGUCAGCAGUUCUAUUUGCUUUAAGACAAAACAAAUCACACCCUUUCUUAGGGUGGUGGUUGUUCUGGUUUGCACACACAAAUCCCAUUUCCACGCUCUCUGGGAAAACAACGGGACUUGGUUGCUGUUGCAGCCCAGGCAGGGUGACUGCUGUACAGAUGUCAUGCAGAGUUGUAAACUCCAGGACAGAACCUGCAGAGCACAGGGAGUGUUGGCUCUUCGUGUAAAGUGACGCUGCUUGAAAAGCAACAACAGGAAGGAGAACAGGAGAUGCAAUAUCAAAAGACAAGGCUAGCUUUUUUUCCCCCUCUAACAGGUACACAGCCCUAUUCAAAUCAGCAGGGUUAUGUGACCGUAGGUGCUUAGUGGCUCAGGAGCCAUUCAUUCUGAGGUACAAAAUUCCCUUUGAUGCAUUACUGCUACAGAUGUGGAAUAUUUGCUCUUUUUUUUUCCUUGUUGCAUUUGUCUCUCCCUGCCCGCCUUCCACCUCCCCAUCCGUGCAUCCGGCGCAAUUCAUUUCAGCUUUGCUUGUGUUAUGCGUUGGCUGCCUCACCUCUGAUGGUCCUCAGGCUUCCCAGACUGUAACAAAAAAUUUUUUACUGAUAACAUAAACUGCAUGACUGCUGCUCUGUCCCCGCAUAGGGCCAGGGGCAGCAGGAGGUUUCUGUACUAUAGCCUUGCACUCUAAAUUUUAGACUUUUUAAGCAGGUGAAAAAUAGAACUUUAUUUUUAAAUGAGGCACUCGUUCUGGGAGUUCCUUUCCUUUGCCCCGCUCUGGUUGAGAUUGUGGGACAGUGUUGGAGGAGGGCUGCCGUGUACACCCACGCGCCGCAGGAGGGCUGCGAAUCUAUUUCCUCCUCGCUUCUCUUUGCAGGCACUGGAUAGGGGCAGGGACGGCGGAAACCGCCUGGGAGACGGUUGCCGGACGCGCGCCCUUGGUUUAUUUGCAAUAAAUUGUGACUUUUUAACUUC